Molecule: messenger RNA, 987 nt
Organism: Hemisphaericaspora subhashii
Lineage: Eukaryota; Fungi; Ascomycota; Pichiomycetes; Serinales; Debaryomycetaceae
Exons: 2
Coding region: 1-987 (328 amino acids)
Source: RefSeq, a predicted model, not a curated record
AUGAAAGCACAAGCAAAAGAUAUAGCUCCAGAAAGUGAAGAACAAAAAUUUAAACAAAAAUGUAAAGAAUUAAAAAGAAGAAUAAAUGAAAUUGAAGAAAGUAAUGAAAUUGCAACUUUAGCAUUAACAAGAACUCAAUCAACCAUAAGAAGAUUAAGAUUAGAAUAUAUAAUCCUUUUGGAAAGACUAGAAGAUAGAGCAAAUGCAUUACCUGAAGGUAUUGUUGGAUUUGAAGAAAUGGCAUGUCCACCUGCCCCUGGCAUUUUAGAUGAAAGUUGGAAAGCCAAGAAUGGUGCUAGUAGUGGAACUAAUGCAACACUGAUAAAACGUGGUAGUGGAGGAGGUGGUGGUGGUGGUGGAGGUGCCAGCAAGAAAAAACCAAGUAGUGGUGCCAAUACCACUGAGACUGGAGCUGGUGGUUCAGGUAGUGAUGAAAAGAAACAACCAAAAGUUAGAGAUCCUGAUUUACCAAAACGUCCAACUAAUGCAUAUCUAUUAUUCUGUGAACAAGAAAAAGAAAGAAUAAAACAUCAAAAUGAAGAAGCUGGUGUAACUAGUGAUUUAUCAAGAAGUAUGACUGAUGCUUGGAAGCAUUUAAAUGAUGAAGAAAGAAAACCUUAUUAUAAAUUAUAUGAAGAUGAUAAAUUAAGAUAUCAACGAGAAAUGGAAGUUUAUAAUCAAAAGAAAGAGCAGGAACAAGAACAAGAGCAGGAAGAAGAUGAAGAAUCCAAACCGGCUGUUAAAAGACUUAAAUUGGAGGUAUCUGGAGAAACACCCGAAUCCACUCCUGAUGCAAGUUUGGAAAUACCAAUUGUUUCAAGUGUUGCUCAUACUCCAACAGUUGACACAGAGACUGAACCAGAAGACACUCAACAACCACCAGAUGUAAAAGAAGAAGAAACUCCUCAAAUUGAAGUCAAUUCAGUUGAACCUCCUUCUUCUCAAAUAAAACUGGAACAAGAUGAACUGAUGAUGAUUACAGAAUAG